This is a messenger RNA of Wyeomyia smithii (pitcher-plant mosquito), 591 nucleotides long. Its product is annotated as histone H3. Gene Ontology annotation, cellular component: nucleosome. Lineage: Eukaryota; Metazoa; Arthropoda; Insecta; Diptera; Culicidae. The transcript has a single exon. Gene Ontology annotation, molecular function: DNA binding; protein heterodimerization activity; structural constituent of chromatin. The record is from RefSeq and is a predicted model, not a curated record. Bases 13 to 423 code for a protein of 136 amino acids.
ACUUAAUCUACAAUGGCUCGUACCAAGCAGACUGCUCGUAAAUCCACUGGAGGAAAAGCUCCUCGUAAGCAGUUGGCCACAAAAGCAGCCCGUAAAAGUGCCCCGGCUACUGGAGGAGUAAAGAAGCCUCAUCGUUAUCGUCCAGGAACAGUGGCUCUGCGUGAAAUCCGUCGUUAUCAAAAAUCGACUGAGCUUCUGAUCCGCAAACUUCCGUUCCAGCGUUUGGUUCGUGAAAUCGCUCAGGAUUUCAAGACUGAUCUUCGUUUCCAGAGCUCGGCUGUUAUGGCUCUGCAGGAAGCUAGUGAAGCCUAUCUAGUCGGUCUCUUUGAAGAUACCAAUCUAUGUGCCAUCCACGCCAAGCGUGUGACCAUCAUGCCCAAGGACAUCCAAUUGGCUCGCCGUAUCCGUGGUGAACGCGCCUAAGUUGGCUAUCGGCUUUCGUUUGAUCUCACACUACACAACAAACGGCCCUUCUCAGGGCCACAAACGAUUUGAAUGAAGACGUCGAUAUUGUUUUUCCAACUUCUUCGCGGUCUGUUACGGUAAAUCUGAUAUUCUGAUAUCACGAUAUUCAUUGAUGUUACCUACCUA